AUCGUGGACACCUUCUUCAUCGGCCGCCUGGUCCUGGUGGCCAUCAUGAGCCUGGUUGUCCUGGGCUGCCUGCCCCUGCUGCUGGUGUACCACCUCCUGGAGCCCGUGUACGCCACGCCGCUGCACGGCAG
Messenger RNA from Merops nubicus (carmine bee-eater), 131 nucleotides. It is a transcript of the gene TMEM218, whose product is annotated as transmembrane protein 218. The record is from RefSeq and is a predicted model, not a curated record. The annotation marks the transcript as partial. The transcript has a single exon. NCBI's taxonomy places the organism in Eukaryota, Metazoa, Chordata, Aves, Coraciiformes, Meropidae.